AUGGCGCGAAAGACCCCACAAGAACUCGGUCUCGACAACAAGUUGGUGAUAUGGAGGACUUCACUGACCAUUCUCGACCAACGACAAACUGCCUUGCAGCGUCUCCCUUCACAAUGCCCCCGCGCCUUCGUCGUUACCGGUCCAGCUCGCUCCCUCUAUGGCCUUGUCACUAGCCUUCGCAAGCCCAUCUUCUCCACUCGUUUCUUGGUUGUCGGUGUUCCUUGCCACAAUGGAUACCUUGUCGGCCAGACGGAGAAGAUCAUAGCAGAGGAUUUGGAUGGAGAGGAGGCCUCGAAUCCACGCAGGAUGCGUCGCCAUCGACUUCCAUCACUGCCAGCGAGGGCAAUCCACUGGUCUGCAGCGACCAACUUCCUCGAGACUACUACCCAUACUGUCGACUUUGGACCUGGAGGGUUGAGCGGAAUCGGUCUUUUGACCGCGAGGAACCCAGGUGUCCGUGUUAUCGUUGUGGGCGACCGCGCCACCAAGGGCGACGCGGAGUUAUCUGGUUCGCAGAGCGUCAAGUAUGACGACUGGUGGACGAAGCAGUUCUCGCCGAGGUUGGUGAAGACCAGUGAUGGAUGGCACCAUGUAUAUCGACACUCCCGUCUCGCGUCUCCUCGGCAAGCCACCCAUUAUGGUCGCGGGCAUGACUCCUUCGACUGUUCAAGCCGGUUCCAGCUCGCUAGUGGUGGUCACUACACCAACGCUGCUCUCCGCUCCAAAGUCGCCGAAAUACAGGCCAAGAUUCCCGCUGGUGUCGUUUACAUCAACCAGCGCCAAUUCGGCUUCCAACUCCCACUGUGGCAAGAGCUCCCCGUCGAAGGUUUCUGCGUCGCGGCCGGUAUCCUGAGCACGGAGAAGGCCGCAGACAUCAUUCGCGGUCUCCGUCUUGCUGGUAUCCGCCAUGUCGCCUUCAAGCCCGGCUCAGUCGACAGAAUCCGACAAGUUGUCGCUAUCGCUGCUGCCAACGCCGACUUCCCCAUCAUCCUCCAAUGGACUGGUGGUCGUAUUGUUGUCACCACUCUUACGAGGAAUUCCAUCAACCCAUUCUCCAAACCCACUGCGCAAUUCUGCCAACAACCCAAUAUCUCUCUCGAGAAGCGUGCCGUUUGGUUGUUGGAGCGACGGGACGAGAUUAUUGGCAAGUUGAAUCGCGACUUCAGCAAGCUGUGGUUUGGUUGGAAGAAGGAUGGCAGAGUCGCAAAGGAGCUCGGCGAGAUGACCUACGAGGAAACCGUCCUGCGUAUGGUCCGCUUGAUGUUUGUUGCCCACGAACAUCGGUGGGUCGAUGUCUCGUUGCGCAACUUGACUGGCCAAGGGUCGGGUUGA
This is a messenger RNA of Mycena indigotica, 1332 nucleotides long. RefSeq names its product Fatty acid synthase. The transcript has 6 exons. The record is from RefSeq and is a predicted model, not a curated record. Bases 1 to 1332 code for a protein of 443 amino acids. Gene Ontology annotation, biological process: long-chain fatty acid biosynthetic process. Gene Ontology annotation, molecular function: fatty acid synthase activity; enoyl-[acyl-carrier-protein] reductase (NADH) activity. Lineage: Eukaryota; Fungi; Basidiomycota; Agaricomycetes; Agaricales; Mycenaceae. Gene Ontology annotation, cellular component: fatty acid synthase complex.